Messenger RNA from Salvia miltiorrhiza (redroot sage), 3123 nucleotides. Its product is annotated as serine/threonine-protein kinase TOUSLED. Gene Ontology annotation, biological process: chromosome segregation; intracellular signal transduction; peptidyl-serine phosphorylation. Lineage: Eukaryota; Viridiplantae; Streptophyta; Magnoliopsida; Lamiales; Lamiaceae. The record is from RefSeq and is a predicted model, not a curated record. Gene Ontology annotation, cellular component: nucleus. The transcript has 15 exons. Gene Ontology annotation, molecular function: protein serine/threonine kinase activity; ATP binding. The coding region runs from base 546 to 2630 and encodes 694 amino acids.
UUUGAUGACCAAAUAUGUAAAUAUCAUCAAAUUAGAGCUUAACCGCAGUCACACCACCUCCACUUCCACCAUUUCACAAAAUUUAAAAAUCUUCCGUUUCAAUUCCCUUUCGCCCACCAUUUUUUCCCUCUUUUUGGCUUCUGCGCAUUAACUCAAUCUCCCAGCUCAGCUCUGCAAAAUUUCCGCAAAAUCGGAAACCCUAAGCCUCUCCGUUUCAUGGAAUCUGUUUUUCUAUAUCCUCGCCGUCUUUCCGCCGGACUCACACACACAUGAGCAUAGAGAGAGAGGCUUAAUUUGCUGUAAGAGUUAAUGUAUCAUGAAUUAAUGCUCUUUUUGCUUCAAAGUGUAUUUGGAGAAACCGCUUGAUUCAUCCAAGCAUUCAAAAUUCAUCACUUCCUUUUCUUUUCUUUUCUAAUUAUAAUUUUUUCCCCCAAAUUUGGUUGCUGCUGCUAGCAUUUUGUCAAUGGCUUAAAAAUUGUGAGCUUAGUCUCCCUUGAAUUGGCUACAAUUGAUUGAGAAUACUUGAAUUUUUCAAUAGACGAGCAAUGUCGGACGACAUGAUCUUGCAUUUCUCUUCCAACUCUUCGAAUCAAUCGGAUCAGUCCUCCAAGAUCGCGAAACUCGAAGCGAGAUUGGUGGGCAAGGCUUCCUCUGCAGUUUCCGCACAGCCCCAAGUCCAGGCGCAGCUGAAUUCGUGGACUGUGCCUGCGAAGUUUGGAGGUGCCUCGGAUGGUCUGGCGGACUCUUUAGUUGAUAGCGAUGAUUCUGAUGAUGAUGAUAAUGGAGGAGCCUAUCUCAUACAAGCUAAUACUCAAAAGCGGCGGAAGGUUGAUGAAGUCUGUAGCCCCACUUCCAUCGAACAAGUUGAGGAAGGUAAUAUUUCUGGAAGUACACAACAGGCGCCAGCUGAUGCUCGGUACAAGAAUGCAGAACCAAUUGAUAACAACAAGCUAGGUGGUGAUGUAAAUAAAAGAAAGCAAAGUCGUGGUCGGGCUACUACUUCUUCUGGUAGGGGAAGGGGUUCCCGUGUUAGUGAUCAGGCAAGAAAUCAGAGCAUCUCUCCGUCAAAUGGCCAGGUCGAGAACUCCCUUUGUAAGGAUGGAUUCUUCAAAGAGCAGCUUGGGCAUGAUGGUCACACCUCAAGAGAGGAUGAAGGAACUUCCUUACGCGCAAAGGUUGCAGCAAUGGAGGAAGAACUGAAAAAAUCACGUGAAGAGGUCUCUGAUUCCCGGGAUAAAUGUGAACGACUAGAAAAGGAGCUUAAAGAUAUCAAAGAUUAUGAACAACAGAUGAAACCAAAGAGAAUGAAAGUGAUAUCUGAUUUAUUGAUAUCUGUAUCAAAAGCUGAGAGACAAGAGGCAAGGAUGAGAGUACGCCAGGAUUCCCUGAGACUUGGCAACAUUGGAGUGGUCAGAGCUGGCACGAUCAUAUCUGAAGCGUGGGAGGAUGGACAAGCCAUGAAAGAUAUCAAUGCCCAACUUAGGAUUUUGUUGGAAACGAAGGAGGCAAUUGAAAGACAGAGGAAAUCUCUGAAGAAACGGCCAACAGACAAGGGUGAGGUAGCUGAUGCAGAGGGUGGGGUUCAGGAAGAAGAUAUUCUCAUGCAGGAUGAAAUUUUCAAGUCUCGUCUAGCCAGCAUCAAACGGGAGGAGGAAGCUGUAAUGCGUGAAAGAGACCGGCAUGAGUUGGAAAAAGGAAGAUUAAUACGUGAAAUGAAACGUAUAAGGGAUGAGGAUGGCUCUCGUUUCAACAAUUUUCAGAUAUUGCAUCACCGUUAUGCUCUCUUAAACCUUUUGGGCAAAGGAGGAUUUAGUGAAGUUUAUAAGGCUUUUGACUUGGUAGAACAUAGAUAUGUUGCCUGUAAGCUACAUGGUUUGAAUGCUCAGUGGAGUGAAGAGAAGAAGCAAAGCUAUAUACGGCAUGCGAUCAGGGAAUAUAAUAUUCACAAAACCUUGGUCCACCGUCACAUAGUUCGGCUUUGGGACAUCUUUGAGAUUGAUCACAACACAUUCUGCACUGUCUUGGAGUAUUGCAGUGGCAAGGAUCUCGAUGCUGUUCUUAAAGCAACACCGGUACUUCCAGAGAGAGAAGCUAGAAUUAUUGUGGUCCAGAUCUUUCAGGGCCUUGUUUACCUGAAUAAAAGAUCGCAAAAAAUUAUUCAUUACGAUUUGAAACCUGGAAAUGUUCUAUUUGAUGAAUUUGGUGUUGCUAAAGUCACAGAUUUCGGUCUUAGCAAGAUUGUGGAGGACAAUGUUGGAUCCCAAGGCAUGGAACUUACAUCGCAGGGUGCUGGUACAUAUUGGUAUCUGCCUCCAGAAUGUUUUGAGCUAAGCAGGACACCUCUAAUUUCCUCAAAGGUUGAUGUUUGGUCUCUGGGUGUCUUGUUGUACCAAAUGCUGUUUGGCAGACGGCCUUUUGGGCACGACCAGAGUCAAGAGAGAAUUCUCCGUGAAGAUACAAUUAUUAAAGCCCGUAAAGUUGAGUUCCCUUCAAGACCAUCUGUAUCUAAUGAGGCAAAGGUAAACCUUGCAUGUCCUAGCUCAAUGUUGUACAAUGCGACGGAUCUCUUUCUUCUAUUCCCCUGUCUAUAUAUUGCUAUAAUGAAAUUUGCACGAGAAACGUGCAAAUGAGAGAAUAUAUAAGUGGCCAGAUACGUUUAUUGGUCUUGUUUCUUGAUAACUUGAAACAUUACGUUUAUUGCUGCUGCAGGAUUUUAUUCGCCGUUGCCUAACAUACAAUCAAGCAGAGCGACCCGAUGUUUUAGCUAUUGCUCAAGAUCCAUACCUGAUUUAUACAAAGAAAUGACGGCGGCACGGCUCGGAGCUAAGCUGCAGACGAGAGUGUCUAUGGCAAGAAGUCUCCCAUCUUGUUCACUUUUUGAGGACAUGAAUUCAGUGAAACUCGGAAAAUUUUGUAUAUUGGUAAAGCCUAUAUGCUUCCAUUUUUUUGUUUCUUCCUUCUUUCUUUAUUUGGUUUUUAGGGGGUUGUACCCUGCUGCUUGUAAGGUUGUUCCUUUAGACCAUUUCUUUUUUCCGUGUAACUUCAAUUGUAUGUGAUGGAACCACAUGUUUUUGUAUUAACGAAAGCAUGAAAGAGAAGAAGAAAUGGAAGAUUGCAGAUGUA